This is a messenger RNA of Phanerochaete carnosa HHB-10118-sp, 153 nucleotides long. RefSeq lists its product as uncharacterized. NCBI's taxonomy places the organism in Eukaryota, Fungi, Basidiomycota, Agaricomycetes, Polyporales, Phanerochaetaceae. The record is from RefSeq and is a predicted model, not a curated record. The transcript is spliced from 2 exons. The coding region runs from base 1 to 153 and encodes 50 amino acids.
AUGUUCCCUGCUCUGGAGCCGCGUGGAUCUGUCAAACAUACCGGAGAAGUUGGCGCAGCUACUGUCGAGUUCGCCGUCAAGCUCUGUACCGAGAACUUGCUGCGAGUUACGGAGCUCAGCCUCGUUGCAACACAAGUCCAGCUCGUGCCCUAG